AUGUCUUUAGGUCAUCACCAUUCUAGACAACAUCAACAACAACAUCAUUAUCGACGAUCUUCAAGUCGUUAUCAUCGACGUGAACGAAAAGUUUCACAAAUAAUUGAAAUUUCCAAAGAUAUUGCAACAUCAAAUAUUGAAGUUUCAAUCAAGUCCGAAGGACCCAUUGAUACAAAAAUUGUAUUGGACCCGUCCAUGUUUGGUUUAACAACAGCCGCUGUCCCGUCACCAUCGUCACCAUCAUCUCCAAUUGAUACAAAUACAACUCCCGACAGACAUACACCACUCAUACCACUAGUUAAUCUUCGAUCACCAUCAUCACCCUCAAUUAGCGAUGUUUUGUUCAACAUGGGAAUGUGGGAAACAAAUAGUCGAAAAAGUUCAAAAAAAGAUCGUCGUUCUUUGCAAAUAGAACGACGACAACAACCACCAACAUCACCAUCACCAACAGCACAACAACAACAACAAAGUUUCGAAGAACGAAUUGUGAUCCCAAUAAGAGGGGUUUCGGUGACGUUUUCCAUCAAGUCAUCGAGCCCCAUGGUGGUCCAAGUGGUAUCACCGGUUCCGGUGAAUUUUUCACCGAUUGUUGGUGGUCUUGGUGGUCGUCUUCAAGUUGGUGAUGGUGUUGGUGGUGGUAAUGCUGUGGUCAAGCAUGAAACAGAAGAGUUUCAUGAUUAUAGUCAAUUUUUAAUUGACAAUAUUAAAUAA
Molecule: messenger RNA, 711 nt
Organism: Rotaria sp. Silwood2
Lineage: Eukaryota; Metazoa; Rotifera; Eurotatoria; Philodinida; Philodinidae
Source: the annotation of a GenBank genome assembly